Messenger RNA from Pistacia vera, 1851 nucleotides. Its product is annotated as T-complex protein 1 subunit gamma. Gene Ontology annotation, molecular function: ATP-dependent protein folding chaperone; ATP binding; ATP hydrolysis activity. Gene Ontology annotation, cellular component: chaperonin-containing T-complex. Bases 24 to 1697 code for a protein of 557 amino acids. The record is from RefSeq and is a predicted model, not a curated record. Lineage: Eukaryota; Viridiplantae; Streptophyta; Magnoliopsida; Sapindales; Anacardiaceae. The transcript has 13 exons. Gene Ontology annotation, biological process: protein folding.
GUGUUAAUCUUCUACUAGAAAUCAUGCACGCUCCAGUACUCGUUCUCAAGGAUUCGUUGAAGCGCGAGUCUGGAACUAAGGUUCAUCAUGCCAACAUUCAGGCUUCUAAGGCUGUUGCUGACAUCAUUCGUACAACCUUGGGUCCCCGAUCCAUGUUAAAGAUGCUUCUUGAUGCUAGUGGAGGAAUUGUAGUUACUAAUGAUGGAAAUGCAAUUCUCCGUGAGCUUGAUAUUGCCCAUCCAGCAGCUAAGUCGAUGAUUGAGUUAAGCCGCACACAGGAUGAAGAAGUAGGAGAUGGAACAACUUCUGUCAUUGUCCUUGCUGGUGAAAUGCUUCAUGUUGCCGAAGAUUUCAUUGACAAGAAUUAUCAUCCUACAGUUAUCUGCCGAGCUUACAACAAAGCUUUGGAAGAUGCUGUUGCUGUGCUUGAUAAAAUUGCAAUGCCCAUUGAUGCUAAGGAUCGUGCGACAAUGUUAGGACUGGUUAAGAGUUGCAUAGGCACAAAGUUCACCAGUCAAUUUGGUGAUUUAAUUGCAGAUUUAGCUAUCGAUGCCACCACAACAGUUGGUGUUGAUCUUGGCCAAGGGUUGAGGGAUGUGGAUAUUAAGAAGUACAUUAAAGUUGAGAAGGUCCCUGGUGGUCAGUUGGAAGAUUCUAGGGUUCUUAAAGGAGUUAUGUUUAAUAAAGAUGUUGUUGCCCCGGGCAAAAUGAGAAGAAAGAUUGUCAACCCUCGUAUUAUACUUCUUGAUUCUCCCCUCGAAUACAAGAAAGGGGAAAACCAAACAAAUGCUGAGUUGGUUAAGGAAGAAGAUUGGGCAGUCCUCUUGAAAAUAGAAGAGGAAUAUAUUGAAAACCUCUGCAUGCAGAUACUGAAGUUCAAACCAGACUUGGUAAUUACAGAAAAGGGGCUAAGUGAUCUGGCAUGCCAUUAUCUGAGCAAGGCUGGUGUUAGUGCAAUCAGGAGGUUAAGGAAGACAGACAAUAACCGAAUUGCCAAAGCUUGUGGUGCUGUUAUUGUGAACAGACCAGAUGAAUUGCAGGAGUCUGAUGUUGGUACUGGGGCCGGCUUAUUUGAGGUUAAGAAAAUUGGAGAUGAAUUCUUUGCGUUCAUUGUAAAUUGCAAAGAUCCAAAGGCUUGUACUGUUCUUUUAAGGGGUGCCAGUAAGGAUCUCCUGAACGAAGUGGAAAGAAAUCUGCAGGAUGCUAUGUCUGUGGCAAGAAAUAUAAUCAAGAAUCCAAAACUUGUUCCUGGUGGUGGGGCUACAGAGUUAACAGUAUCAGCCACUUUGAAGCAAAAGAGUUCAUCAAUUGAAGGAAUUGAAAAGUGGCCUUACGAAGCUGCUGCGAUUGCCUUUGAGGCUAUACCACGGACAUUGGCACAGAAUUGUGGGGUUAAUGUGAUUCGGACCAUGACUGCCUUGCAAGGAAAGCAUGCAAAUGGUGAAAACGCCUGGGUUGGCAUAGAUGGAAACACCGGUGCAAUUACUGACAUGAAAGAGCAAAAGAUCUGGGAUGCAUACAAUGUGAAAGCACAAACCUUUAAAACAGCAAUUGAAGCUGCCUGCAUGCUUUUGAGGAUUGAUGACAUUGUAAGUGGGAUUAAGAAGAAGCAGGCCCCUGGCACAGGCCAAGCACCAUCAAAACCCAAAAUUGAGACAGAAGCAGAUGCAGACGGUGAGCAAAUACUUCCUGACUAAAGCUGUUGAACAGUUUGGCUGACUUGGUGGUUAAAGUAUUUGACAAAAUGCUGGUUUGUUGUUUUGUCGGCUGUCCAAGGUUUGGUUGAUUACAUUGUUUUUCUUUUCCAAAAUUUUGAGGCCUUGGCUGUGAUUGCUGUUGUUUUAGUGAUUG